This is a messenger RNA of Sipha flava (yellow sugarcane aphid), 477 nucleotides long. RefSeq names its product gamma-glutamylaminecyclotransferase-like. The record is from RefSeq and is a predicted model, not a curated record. Gene Ontology annotation, molecular function: gamma-glutamylaminecyclotransferase activity. The transcript has 2 exons. Lineage: Eukaryota; Metazoa; Arthropoda; Insecta; Hemiptera; Aphididae. Bases 1 to 477 code for a protein of 158 amino acids.
AUGGAACCGGUUUUUGUUUAUGGAACAUUAAAACAUAAUCAGCCUAACAAUUAUCAUCUCAAUGACUCUAAAAAUGGUUGUGCAGUAUUUAAAUCGUCUGCCAACACUUUACAAAAGUAUCCCUUAGUAAUAUCAACUAAAUAUAACAUACCAUUUUUAUUGCUAAAAGAAGGUACUGGAUAUGAAAUAAAUGGUGAAAUUUAUGAAGUUGAUGCAAAGAUGUUGGCAUUUUUGGAUGAAUUUGAAAAUCAUCCAGAUUUUUAUAAUCGUCUAAAGACCAAGGUCAAAUUGCAAAAUGAAGAUGUUAUUGAUUGUUGGGUGUAUUUUUUACCAAAUUACCCGGAUAAUUACUUGGAAUUACCUUACUUUGACAAUUAUGAUUCUUAUGGUGAACAUAAACUUCCAUAUGUCACAAGGUACCAAAGAGAUCCAGAUGACAAAUUGUGGUUUCCUAAUUGGGGUAAUUUUAGUUCAUAA